AUGAUUUCUUUACAUUUGGAAACAUUCCAAAAAAUGGCUUUUGAUGCGACAGAUACUCGACCUGUGAUUUCUCAAGAGGAUAAAACUGGCGAUGAUUAUUUUAAUGAUGCACAAGAGUUCUUGUCACAGCAAAAAUAUAAUGAUGCAAUGAAAGCUUUUGAUCAAGCCAUUGAACUCAAAUGUGAACACCUUGACUAUGCUUAUAAUAUGCGAGGAACCUUUGCUUACUUAAUGGGGGAUUUUGAAGGUUCAUUAAGCUAUUUUGAAAAGGCUCUCGAGUUGAAGCCGAAUUAUGUACAAGUUCAUAUUAAACGUGCAACAGUUUAUACAGAACAGGGCAAAAAACUUGAAGAAUGCUUGGAUGAAUUUUCUAAGGCUAUUGAAAUUGACGAGAAUAACCCUGAUAUAUAUUAUCACAGAGGACAAGCCAUUGAUGAUUAUCAACGUAGAAUAGAGCUUGAUCCGGAAUUUGUUUAUGCUUAUAUACAACUUGUCAUAUGCCAAUACAAAUCUAAAGGAAUAGCAGACGCGAUUAAAGUCUGUGAGGAUGCAAUAGAGAAAUUUAAUGAUUCAGCAGAACUUUAUAAUUAUUACGGUGAACUGUUGGUUGAAAAUGGUGAUAUUAAUACAGCAAUAGAAAAAUUUGAUAAGGCUAUUGAGUUUGCUAAAGGGAAAUUUGUAUCACCACUAAUACACAGAGCAAUGCUUGUUUUACAUCCUAAUAACAAUUUUACUGAUGCCGAAAAUUAUUGUCAGCGAGCUUUAGAUAUCGAUCCAGAUAAUGAGCUUGCACAUUUAGUUAUGGGCGAGAUUUUAUUGUCAAAAAAUGAUUGUGAAGGGGCUUUACGAUAUUUUGAAAAGUAUCAAGAAUUUCCAAGAACUGAAAAUGAACUUAUAGGCGUUCAGGAAUAUAUAGAGGCUGCAAAGUCUCGUAUUGUUUUCAAGAAAAAAUAUCCACAAGUAUCUGAACGCACAUUUGGAAAAAUAUAA
Messenger RNA from Entrophospora sp. SA101, 990 nucleotides. Lineage: Eukaryota; Fungi; Glomeromycota; Glomeromycetes; Entrophosporales; Entrophosporaceae. The record is from the annotation of a GenBank genome assembly.